This is a messenger RNA of Culex pipiens pallens (northern house mosquito), 727 nucleotides long. RefSeq lists its product as uncharacterized. The record is from RefSeq and is a predicted model, not a curated record. The transcript has 4 exons. Gene Ontology annotation, biological process: regulation of transcription by RNA polymerase II. Gene Ontology annotation, molecular function: RNA polymerase II cis-regulatory region sequence-specific DNA binding; DNA-binding transcription activator activity, RNA polymerase II-specific; protein heterodimerization activity. The coding region runs from base 95 to 670 and encodes 191 amino acids. Gene Ontology annotation, cellular component: CCAAT-binding factor complex; nucleus. Lineage: Eukaryota; Metazoa; Arthropoda; Insecta; Diptera; Culicidae.
AAAUAAAGUUUGUUUUGAUUUUUGUUGCGUCCUUUCGCGAAGCAAGUUUCGGCGAAUCAAAUUUUCGAUUUUCUUCGUUCGGAUUGUCCUGCCAAUGGCACACAGUGGGGGAACCCCGUCCGUAAUGGACAACAGCACGUACUACGGCCAGGACGAGCUAGAUGCCUCCGACGAUUCCGGCGCGGACCAGGUGCUGAAGCCGGGUUUGCCACUGCGCGAGCAGGACCGCUUCCUGCCGAUCGCCAACAUUACCAAAAUCAUGAAGAAGGGCAUUCCGGCGAACGGGAAGAUCGCAAAAGAUGCGCGCGAGUGCGUUCAGGAGUGCGUGUCGGAGUUUAUUUCGUUCAUCACGUCCGAGGCCAGCGAGCGGUGCCAUUUGGAGAAGCGCAAGACCAUCAACGGGGAGGACAUUCUGUGUGCCAUGUACACGCUGGGCUUUGACAAUUACGUCGAUCCGCUGAAGGAGUAUUUAACGAAGUACCGAGAGAGCAUAAAAGCGGAACGAUCAAGCCCGGAACAAACGCCGGAGCACCAGGAGCAGUACGAAGUUAUCAAUCAGGACUUUAGCUCGGUGCAACCGUCCAACUCUUCCGCCACCGUCGCGACCGCGGACGUGCUCUACCAGAGCUCGGAUGGGACGUACUUUUUGAAAAGCAACUCGUUUCAGUAGAUUCAACGAGGAUUUUCGUCGUAUCGUGUGUUAGGUAGCUUAGUCGGUAAGUUUAAU